AUGUUUGGGCUUAGUUUGCACCAUGAACAGCCCAGCGACCCUACGGAGUCUUCGGUGCCACUGAUUACACAAGCCCAAGGUCUACCCGAGGAGGAUGAUCAACUCUACCUGGGGAUUCUUCAGCGGAAGACGCUCGAAGUCUUAACCAAAUCCAACACUGACGUCGAAGACUGGAUCUCGUCCCUAGAAGACGCUCUACAUCCACUGCGGUUAGAAAAUCUCCUCGACAAGACCAUUCCCCGACCCGAGUACAGCAAUCCAUCCUACGGAAAAUGGUCCUUCUGGUCUGCGGCUGUGGGCUGGUGGAUGCGGCGAUUUAUCGAUGAAGAGAUGGAGGUUCAUCUUUGUUUGAUGGAAGGAGAAACCACCCAUGCCGACGAUCUUUUCCGUAUGAUCAAGUCAUACUACGGCCGAGCCGACUGCGCAAGCCACGUGAGACAGGAGCUUAGAAAAUGGGACCAAAUGAACCGGGCCGAAUAUGAUACUGCUGAAGAUUUCGUGAUUGCCUGUGAAAAUUCAUGUAUCAUCCUAGAUCGAUUCGGCGUUGGGCCUCCGCCUUGCAUGGCCCUUGCUAGGUUGUUGGAUGAAUUGAGGGAUGAGCUUCCGAAGGUUGCGUCUAUCGAGUGGGAAUUGAAGGACAUGAUUGCUACCGAUAUCACGCAAGUUUCCUUUGCUGAUUACUGUAGGGAGUUGAUUGAUGCAUUACGGCAACUGGAAAGUACCAGUGCGGUGCCAUGA
Molecule: messenger RNA, 738 nt
Organism: Penicillium soppii
Lineage: Eukaryota; Fungi; Ascomycota; Eurotiomycetes; Eurotiales; Aspergillaceae
Exons: 1
Coding region: 1-738 (245 amino acids)
Source: RefSeq, a predicted model, not a curated record